This is a messenger RNA of Thalassophryne amazonica, 2556 nucleotides long. It is a transcript of the gene hrh2a, whose product is annotated as histamine receptor H2a. Lineage: Eukaryota; Metazoa; Chordata; Actinopteri; Batrachoidiformes; Batrachoididae. The record is from RefSeq and is a predicted model, not a curated record. Gene Ontology annotation, biological process: adenylate cyclase-activating adrenergic receptor signaling pathway. Gene Ontology annotation, cellular component: membrane. Gene Ontology annotation, molecular function: G protein-coupled receptor activity. The coding region runs from base 564 to 1748 and encodes 394 amino acids. The transcript is spliced from 4 exons.
CUCUCUCUCUCUCCCCCCCCCCUCCCCUCUGUGACUCUUGACUCUCACAGGAACAGUUUCUGCUUCAGUCGACACAGACGAACAACUCUGAGAUGUCACUACAGUCAUAGAAGAUGGUUCUGGAGCAUCAUGAUCAUGGAACGGAACACUGUGAAUCAGCCACACAGAACAAGCUCUGGUCACCAGUCAACACAGAGAUUUCAACCACUAGACAGUGAGCCCAGUUCUGAUUUACGCUUCUCAGCAUCGGGAUUGUCAGGGGAUGCACACCACACGUCUCGUCUCCUGCUAGACUGCCCCUACAAACAUGGUCACCUGUGUGAAUGGGCAUGCUGGUGUGGUGACAUCACAGGGUAGCUGGAAAGCAUGGUAGCAGUGAAAAAAAAGAAGCAACGAAUCAUAGAAAAGAACAGUCUGGUUGUGUUUGACCACUGAGACAGCUGAUGGAAUGUUUCAUCAUUAAUGGAAGCAGCAUCUAAAACUGGACCUGAUUUAUCUGAGGUGAACCUGGAGAGAAAAUGUAACAUUGCAUUACCAGCAAUAUUGUAAAAGCACCAGAAAUAAUGUGGUCAAAACUGAUUCUGGGCUUCAUCCUGUCCCUCCUCAUAUUCAUGACUAUCGGUGGGAAUGUGCUAGUGUGCAUGGCUGUCUGCGCCUCUCGACGGCUCCGCUGUCUCACCAACUGCUUCAUUGUGUCACUGGCUGUGACAGAUUUGCUGCUCGGCCUUUUGGUCCUCCCUUUCUCUGCCCUCCUUGAGCUCAGCAAUGACUGGCCACUUGGGCCGGUCUUCUGCAACUUCUACAUCUCCAUGGACAUCAUGCUAUGUACUGCCUCCAUCCUUACCCUCCUGGCCAUCAGUGUGGACCGCUACCUGGCAGUGACCAUGCCUCUGAGAUACACCUCUCUGGUAUUGCCAUGGAGAGUUGCUGUGGCCAUGGUGAGUGUUUGGACAGUGUCUCUGGCAGUGUCUUUCUUGCCUAUCCAUAUGGGGUGGAACACUGUUAAUGGGACAAUUCAGAAUUAUGGUCCUGACGCUCCAGAGCGACAUUGCCGCUUUGAGCUCAAUGGACCUUUCGUGUUGACGGACUCUCUUCUCACCUUCUACCUGCCUCUGCUGGCUAUGUGCUGGACUUACCUCCGAAUACUUCGCAUAGCACGGGCACAAGCCAAGCGCAUCGUCAGCACUCGCCCCACCGUUACUACCUACAACUGCAGGAAUAACCCUUCCACGAGCACCACUUUAGUUUUGAGUGUUACAGCAGUGGCUCUACGGGAGCACAAAGCCACAGUGACACUGGCAGCAGUGAUUGGAGCUUUUGUGGUCUGCUGGCUGCCUUACUUCAUUGUCUUUACAAUAUUAGGGCUAAGAGAGCAUCCAGACCCUAACACAGUACCUGAGUUUUCCAUUGUGUUGUGGCUAGGUUACACUAACUCAGCCCUCAAUCCUAUACUCUACGGAGCCCUCAACAGGGACUUCAGGUCAGCCUACAUUUGUCUGCUGAGGUGUCGACGCCCCUCUUACAGCUGCUGGAGGAACCGACAGCCAUCUCCCACUAUAACAUCAGCAAGAGACCAUUUGACAGAGGUGACACUGCUGUGUGGCCACACUCCUUCUACCUGCCGGGCGGGUCAAACAGAAGAAAUCUUCACGCUACAAGAAAUAAGCAGCGGAACAACUACAGAUGUCUAUGUGGCAAAUGGCACAACAACAACAGACGCCAAUGGCAAUGAAAGCAGGUUGUGCUGAAGCUGUGCUGGUGAAGUGGAAGCUGUUUUCACUAUAGUGACAACCGAGACCCAGAAUCCACCAGCCUGAGGACAAAGAGCAACAGUCAGACUGAAGAUGGAUGCACAUUUACAGACCUUUAAUUUGGAAGCUUUCCAGUUGUGUCACAAUACAAAACCCAUGAUAUACCAUGCAAGUAGAUGACACAGGAACUGUAGGAAUUGCUGCUGUUCUUAUAAGUUCUACAUCCGGACCAGAACAAAUGAACUCACACAUCUUAUGGUAUCAUGUACAUUACAUAAGGUCAUACGUAUGCUAAUAGGAUGAUUUUAAGCAUUCAUUGUUUUCAUAUAUUUCUCUCAUUUCUGUGAACAAAGACUGUGGAUAGCAUCGGUGACAUUUGUGUGUAUUUAUAAAAUAAGGUACAAUGACAAAAUAGUGUACUUCAUGAUUAGUACAGAGCGAUACAGUGACUGUGUUUGUGUAUGUGCUGUGCAUAAAAUUAUGUCUGUUAAAGUGCAUUUGUUUGGCAUAACCAGUUGUUAUUGGUAAAUCUUUGUUCAAAAACAUGACCUGUUGGAAACACAUAUCCCAUAAUUCACCAUAACAGCCCAUGUUAGCAUAGUUGUAUGAAACGGGAAUUAAAGCGUCUGUCAUCUCAUAAGGCGUUCAUUGCUCCAUUAAAACCCAAUUUGCUGUGUUUUUGAUUUUUUCGUGGUUUUUGUUUUAAGUUUUUGUUUUUGUGUGUCUUUGCUGAAAAACAGAAAUGGUUGUAUAUGGCCAAGUCCAAUAUCACCAUAUCACCAAGUUUCAUGAACACUGCUUCAGU